AUGGUCGAUCUACAAUUGUUCACACCGCUGAUAAGAUAUUCAGAGCCAGAAGAAGGAGAACCUCAAACAAUCCAUCCAAACAAAGAGCAACUCUCUCGUCGUCAUGCAAUCAUUCCGGAUCAACCAAGCGAAAAUCAAGAGACUUCGAGUCAAGGAUGUUGUUCAUCUGAUAAUGUUAUCAUAGUUCCACAUGUACAAAUCUCUCCGAAUGAAAGUCAUUUGUUCAAUCGAGCAAUCAGUUCAGGUGGCGGACUUUUGGCUGAUCUCCAACGUGCUACUAUAGCCUCUCAAGCCUUCUACGCGGAAGCUUCGGAGCCUCAGAAGAAUCGGUCGCCAUGGAUUCUGAAGAGGCUUUACGAGUGGUCUGGUAGAGCAAAGAGGCGGGAGAUCAUAAAGCAUGUACAGGCUGCAUUGGAGACUUCGAAAGAUCAUGAGAUCGAGGAUGAUGAAUUGGAAAAGUUAUUGCCGGUCUCGUACGAGGAAAUGUUUCUAGGAGACGAGACAUCAACUCUCCCUCCAGCGAAACAAAAAUAUCUUCAAGCUGUCUGGGAACUUUUCCACACAGAACUCGUCUUUCUCUAUCGUCAGCUUUUCGUUCUCCGUGAUGUUUACAAGGAACCGUUGAAGAGAUGUCAAGUCGAAGGAUGUCUCCUACUUGUCGAGCCUGACCUCCUCUUUGGAAAUUUGGAUCAACUUUGCAGAAUAUCCCGAACAUUCUGUCAGUCAUUUCUCUCAUUGCUGAGUACGGUGGAUAAGGAAGUCUGGGAUUGUACGCAAUUGGUGGUCGACUUGUUUGAAAAGUUCUCGAAAGGACCCUCAACAAUCUCUGCUUAUCAAGCAUACUGUAUCAACUACAAGGCAACUAUGGAGUACCUGGGAUCAAUUCGUCAAAAAGAAGAAAGAUUCACAGAGUUCGAGCGGAUAUGCUUGGCAGAUGAACGAUGUUUCCGUCUUCAAUUGGAAGAUCUUCUGAUUGCUCCACUUCAGAGGAUAACUCGACUUCCGAUCCUUCUCAGAGAAAUUCACAAAAGAUCAGAAGAUGAGGAGAGCAAGGGAAAAGUGGAGAAAGUGAUUGAUACGAUGACUGAAUCACUUCGAUCGAUAGAUGACAGUGUACAGUGGUUGCAUAAUUUCGAGAGAUUGCAGCAGUUGCAGACUCAGGUUGUAUGGCCGAAUAUCAGUGAACUGGAACCAAAGUCAUACAUUCCUGAUUUCCUCCGCGUCGCACUUUCCCGUCAAUUCUGUGAGAAUCUGUUGGCUCAUCCACGUCGAAAACUGAUCCAUGAAGGACCACUGGAACUUGUGGAGAAUGGAAGGACGGUUGAUAUGUAUGCAUUCCUUUUCAAUGAUAUGUUCGUACUGACAAAAACCAAGAAAUGCGCGUCGAAGUUGAAAGUGAAAGGAGUACCGCUCGGCAAAUCCGAGCAUUACAUAGUUCAACGACAACCGGUUCCCUUGGAUUCUUGUGUCUUCUGUGAUGCGGAUUCCAAUGAUCAGGCCACUCCAAUGUCUCUGAAAUUCGCAUUCGUCAUAAUCCAUCUGACUCGAUAUUAUCAAGUCGUUGGUAUCUACACUUUGCAAGCUGCUGACAAAGCAGAUAAGGAGUUAUGGAUUGAGAAGUUCCAGGAAUCAAUUGAGAAUUAUGAAUCAAUUCAAUUGAAAGACAUGCUCAAGUGCACUCCACUCUUCUCAAGUCUCAGUUUGAGAAGAUGCUCCAGCUCUCGUCUCAUGUCAAAAUCUGAACCAAAUUCACCUCAACUGCCAAAAGAAGAUGGAAAAGAAAAGAAGGAAAAAGAAGAGAAAAAGGAAUGUUGCUCUUCUUCAACAUGUAAUCAGAAUCAAUAA
Molecule: messenger RNA, 1845 nt
Organism: Caenorhabditis remanei
Lineage: Eukaryota; Metazoa; Nematoda; Chromadorea; Rhabditida; Rhabditidae
Exons: 10
Coding region: 1-1845 (614 amino acids)
Biological process (GO): Rho protein signal transduction
Molecular function (GO): guanyl-nucleotide exchange factor activity
Source: RefSeq, a predicted model, not a curated record